ACACACAUUUUGAGAAUGCAUCUUCCUCCAUCAAAAACGGUCCAUCUACUACUGUACAGUUGCGUGUUCUUCCUCUUUCAAAGCUCCAUUAGCGCCCAACAAAAUCCCAUCUUGAACAUCUGUGACUCUCCAGGCAAUUACACCAAUGGUAGCGCAUACGAAACCAAUCUCAAAUUCCUCCUCUCAUCUCUAACCAUCAAUGCUUCAUCUUCCAACGGCUACUACAAUACCUCCUCUGGUGCAGAUCCCGACCGGGUGUAUGGCCUCGCCCAAUGCCGGGGCGAUAUUUCAUCCGGUUCCUGCAGAGAAUGCUUAAACACUUCAAUGGUCGAGAUUGUCCGACGGUGUGCAAACAAGAAGCAAGCAGUAAUAAGAUUCGACUACUGCCUCCUACGUUACUCCGACCAACGCUUCUUCUCCCAACUUCAAAAUGGUGUCAUUGUUUAUGUAUGGAAUGUGCAAAACGCAUCGGACCCAGUUCUUUUUAAUCAACGGUUGGGUGUGCUGAUGCAAAAUCUAUCCACUACAGCUGCAAAUGAGCCGUCUGCAUCCAAGUUUGCAACCGACUCCAUUAAUUUUUCCGACUUCUCAAACAUAUAUGGAUUGGUUCAGUGUGUUAGAGAUCUAUCGAACAGCGAUUGCUACUCAUGUUUGCAAUCGAUGGUUGGCCGGAUUCCGACGUGUUGUAGUGGAAAAAUAGGAGGGCAGGUUUUGUCUGUGAGUUGUAAUAUAAGGUAUGAGAUAACUUCCUUCUUUCUAUCUUCGCCACGGCCGCCCCCACCACCAGUUGAAGCUCUUCCUCCUCCUGCUCUUGCUCCACCACCACACGAUGAGGAUUCAAAUUCCACUAAUACAUCUAAUACUGAUGGAAAUGAUAACAGAACGAGAACAGUUCUGGCCAUUGCCAUCCCCGUGGUUUUGACAUUUGUUGCAGUCACUGCCAUCUGCGCUUGCAUACUGAGGAGGAAGGCAUUCAAGAGGAAAAUUGAUCGCCAAGAUGACGAUGAGAUACCAAAUGUGAAUUCCCUGUUAUUUGAUUUGGAUACGCUAAGAGCGGCAACAGAUGACUUCUCUGAUGCAAAUAAACUUGGGGAAGGCGGAUUUGGUCCUGUUUACAAGGGAAAGCUAUCUGACGGCCAAGACAUAGCAGUGAAAAGGCUUUCAAGAAGAUCCUCUCAGGGAUUAGAAGAGCUCAAAAAUGAGGUAGGAUUGGUGGCAAAACUUCAGCACAGGAACCUAGUAAGGCUAUUUGGCUGCUGCUUAGAAGGGGAAGAGAUGAUGCUUGUUUAUGAAUAUUUGCCUAAUACCAGCCUUGAUACCUUUCUAUUUGAUCCAAUCAAACAUGUACAACUCGACUGGGAAACACGGUACAAAAUCAUCACAGGGAUCGCUCGAGGACUUCUCUAUCUACAUGAAGAUUCUCGACUAAGGAUUAUUCAUCGAGAUAUGAAAGCCAGCAAUAUUUUGUUAGAUUCUGAAAUGAAUGCCAAAAUUUCAGACUUUGGUUUGGCGAAGCUUUUUGGAGGGGACGAAACUCAGGGAAGCACAAGUCAAAUUGCAGGGACUUGUGGAUAUAUGGCACCAGAAUAUAUCACGCAUGGGCAGUUUUCAACUAAAUCAGAUGUUUUUAGCUUCGGCGUUUUAGUUCUUGAGAUUGUAGCUGGGCGAAGAAAUGCAGGCUUUCCUGAGUCUGGACCUUCUGUGGACCUUCUAAGCUAUACAUGGCAACAUUGGACCAGAGGAACUGCAUUAGAGUUGGUGGAUCCGGCGCUUGGCAACCACUACCCUACACGUGAUGUCUUACGAUGCAUUCAUCUGGGAUUGCUCUGCGUGCACGAUGAACCAGCUGAAAGGCUCCCCAUGUCAACAGUUGUACUCAUGCUCAAUAGCUACUCUAUAACCCUCCCAGUUCCUUCCCCACCAGCAUUCUUUGUUGAGAGCAGAACUAGGACAGAUGUUCUUGCAGGUGAUUCUAACAUACCAGCAAGCGAAUGUGAAGAACCCACGAAUUGCUUCCCAGCAAAUGAAUCUGAGCCACCUACAAAUAAUUCAGUAAAAUAUUCCACAAAUGAGUUGACGAUUACUGAAUUAGAUCCUCGGUAGGGAUUAAUGCACUCAAUAACAUGGGUGGGUUUGUAAAUUAGGCAAAGAAUAGUUUAUAUUUUGUUUGAGAAAUAACAAUUUGUUUCUAUUUUCACUUUCCUUAGGUGAAUGCUUGGAACUUUCUGUAUUUGCAUUGAGCAGGAUUGUCGUUGUCUCAAAUGGUCCUUCUAGGUGUACAAAGGAGCUCAUUUGCCAUUUA
This is a messenger RNA of Magnolia sinica, 2302 nucleotides long. Its product is annotated as cysteine-rich receptor-like protein kinase 10. Lineage: Eukaryota; Viridiplantae; Streptophyta; Magnoliopsida; Magnoliales; Magnoliaceae. Gene Ontology annotation, molecular function: ATP binding; protein kinase activity. The transcript is spliced from 7 exons. The record is from RefSeq and is a predicted model, not a curated record. Gene Ontology annotation, biological process: protein phosphorylation. Bases 16 to 2103 code for a protein of 695 amino acids.